AUGGCAGCGACAAAUAUGCACAACCUCACAACAUUGAUCAAGCGGCUGGAGGCUGCAACAUCGCGCCUUGAGGACAUUGCCUCAUCGACUACCGAACUCCCCCAGGGCGUUCCCGCCCUACAACAAGGAGCUGCUUCCCCCUCCACCGGCGUCAGCCCAGGCACGGGUCCGACUGAAACUUCGACGCCGACGCCAGCCGCCGCUCCGCCAGCUGCUCCCCAGGAGCAGGUCCCAGAGGUCAUUGAGGAUUUUGACGCUUUCAUUGACUCCUCUGUCGGCAAAUAUGUGCAAGCGAGUAAUAAGUUGGGUGGCAUCAUCGCCGAACAGGCUGCCUUGGUGCUGGAGGGCUUCAAGCGGGAACGCCGCUUCCUUCUCAUUUCCACAAAGGCAAAGAAGCCGAAUCUAUCUGGCUCUGAGAUGAGUGUCUAUCAAGAGCUUUUGAAGCCCAUCAAUGAAGCUCUCAUGGAGGUCACCAGCAUCAAAGAGGCAAACCGCGGAAGUCCCGCCUAUACACAGUUGAGUGCCGUUGCUGAAGGUAUCAUGGUUCUUGCUUGGGUCACAGUCGAUAUGCGACCAUACAAGCAUGUCGAAGAGUCUUUGGGAUCGGCGCAGUUCUUUGGAAACCGUGUCUUGAAGGAAUACAAAGACAAGGACGCCGAUCAGGUUGCUUGGAUCCAGUCCUUCUACGCCGUAUUCCGGGAUUUGACCGAGUUCGUCAAGAACAACUUCCCGAAUGGUGUCCCCUUCAACCCGCAGGGACAACCCGCUGCCGAAGUCGCGAAGAGUAUCCCAGUCUCAGGGUCCGCUCCUACAUCCUCAGGAGCUCCGCCGCCACCUCCUCCUGCUGGAGGUCUGCCUCCACCGCCUCCGCCUCCGGGUCCUCCCCCAGUCCUACAGAUUAAGGAAGAGGGAGCCCCGUCUUCAGCUCCCAGUGGCCUUGGAGCCGUGUUUAGCGAGCUCAACAAGGGUUCUGACGUUACAAAAGGCUUGCGUAAGGUAGACAAGUCAGAGAUGACGCACAAGAAUCCAUCCCUGCGGGCGUCAUCGCAAGUCACUGGUGACUCGCGCGCCAAGAGCCCUGCGCCAGUCAGGAAGCCCAAGCCGGAAAGUAUGCGGGUUAAGAAGCCUCCGCGACAGGAGCUGGAUGGCAACAAGUGGUUAAUUGAAAACUUUGACCGACACGCCGAACCCAUUGAGAUCGAGGCCACCAUGUCACAGUCAAUUCUGAUUUCAAAGUGUGCUCAUACCACCAUUAUCGUAAAGGGCAAGGCCAAUGCCGUCACGAUCGAGAACACCCAGCGCCUCUCCUUGGUUGUGGACUCGCUGGUGUCUACCGUGGAUGUCGUCAAAUCCUCCAACUUUGCGCUCCAGGUCAUGGGCUCGCUGCCAACUAUCCUGCUGGACCAGCUUGACGGUGCUCAGGUCUACCUCAGCAAGGAGAGCACGGCCACCCGCAUUUUCAGCUCAAAGAGCGCCGGUAUCAACAUGAACGUGAUUGGUGACGAUGACGAUUAUAAGGAGGUGCCUUUGCCGAGCCAAAUUUGCAGUUACUACGACGAUGCCAAGGGCGAGUUGGUCAAUGAAAUCGUGGAUUUAGCUGGAUAA
This is a messenger RNA of Pestalotiopsis fici W106-1, 1605 nucleotides long. RefSeq lists its product as uncharacterized. Lineage: Eukaryota; Fungi; Ascomycota; Sordariomycetes; Amphisphaeriales; Sporocadaceae. Gene Ontology annotation, biological process: cytoskeleton organization; regulation of adenylate cyclase activity. The record is from RefSeq and is a predicted model, not a curated record. The transcript is spliced from 3 exons. Gene Ontology annotation, cellular component: cytoplasm. The coding region runs from base 1 to 1605 and encodes 534 amino acids. Gene Ontology annotation, molecular function: actin binding; adenylate cyclase binding.